GUGGCGGCUGCGUGGCCCAACGGCGCUUCCCGUGGCCGCCAUUGCCCUCGCUGCGUCUCUCUGCUUGGCGGGACCGGCUCGCCCGUGGUCCAGAUAAAUUUUUGGCAUUCUCCUCUUGAAUUCAUUCAUCAGCAUGUCUUCUCACAAGACUUUCAAGAUCAAGUGUUUCCUGGCCAAGAAGCAAAAGCAAAAUCGUCCUAUUCCACAGUGGAUUCAGAUGAAAACUGGUAAUAAAAUCAGAUACAACUCCAAGAGGAGACACUGGAGACGAACCAAGCUUGGUCUGUAAGGAAUUGCAGGAGAGAUGGCACACAUAUCUUGCCAUAUCAAGAGGAAAAUGUCAUCACUGUCUUGAUAGUUGAACGUGUUUUGUUGGGAAUAUGAUUUCUCUGUUUCUGUGCCAUGCUAGCAGAUUGAUUAAUAAAUAUGGAGAAAGUUUUGUUUGAAAGAAAAAAAUUUGGUUGUAUGCAAAAAUAAAACAAAAUUGUUUUGGUUGUU
Molecule: messenger RNA, 498 nt
Organism: Dipodomys spectabilis (banner-tailed kangaroo rat)
Lineage: Eukaryota; Metazoa; Chordata; Mammalia; Rodentia; Heteromyidae
Product: 60S ribosomal protein L39-like
Exons: 2
Coding region: 134-289 (51 amino acids)
Biological process (GO): translation
Cellular component (GO): cytosolic large ribosomal subunit; ribosome
Molecular function (GO): structural constituent of ribosome
Source: RefSeq, a predicted model, not a curated record